Molecule: messenger RNA, 882 nt
Organism: Aplosporella prunicola CBS 121167
Lineage: Eukaryota; Fungi; Ascomycota; Dothideomycetes; Botryosphaeriales; Aplosporellaceae
Exons: 1
Coding region: 1-882 (293 amino acids)
Source: RefSeq, a predicted model, not a curated record
AUGGCUCCCCGCAAACAGCACAGCCUCCUCUCCAUCCUGGCCAUCUUCCUCCUCACCACCCUCGCAACGCCCUUCCCCUUCAUCCCCCCACCAGCCCGGCGUUCCACAACGCCGACACUACCAUCAUCCACCCUGCCACAGCCCGCCACAGGCCUCAAGCUCAAAUACAUCGCCCUGGGCAUCGGGACGCAGAACUACACGUGCGCCUCCAGCGCCGACAACACCAAGCGCACCACCAGCACGCCCUCGUCGGCCGGCGCCCUCGCAACCCUCUACGACAUCACGCCCCUCCUCCUUACCCCCUACGGCACUUCGCUCGCCCCCGCCCUCGCCCCCCUAGCGCUCGCCCUCUUCGGCCUCGACCACCUCGCCCCCGCCUCCUCCCCCGACGCCGUCUGGCAGCGCCUGAUUGCGCAGCUGCUGCUACCCACAGACAUGCAACCCUCGCGCCUUGGGACGCACUAUUUUGGCGCGUAUGGCGGGGCGGGGGGGACGAGCCCGAUGUGGGCGCUUGAUGGUGCUGGUGCUGGGGGGGAGGGGGACGGGGUCUUGUUUGUGGGGGUUAAGGAGGGGAGCGCAACGGCGCCGGUGGGUGCGUGUAAGGGGUUGGGCGGGGAGGGGGCCGUCGAUUGGCUGUUUCUUGGGGAGGCGGAGGCGGAGAAGGCGAGUGAUGCGAGCCAGAGUAAGGGGGAACAAAAAACGCAGAAGCGCGCCCAGGCCCAGACCAGCGACGGCGGCAUCAGAGCCGUAUACCGCGUCGAGACGGCCGGCGGGAUGCAGCCUGCCUCGUGCGAGGGCGUCGAGGACGGCGCUUUCGAGGUCGCGUAUGCGGCGCAGUAUUGGUUUUAUGGCGUUGAUGAGGAGGGGGAGAAGACGUGUUGA